This is a messenger RNA of Neocloeon triangulifer, 787 nucleotides long. Its product is annotated as larval cuticle protein A3A-like. Gene Ontology annotation, cellular component: extracellular matrix. The record is from RefSeq and is a predicted model, not a curated record. Lineage: Eukaryota; Metazoa; Arthropoda; Insecta; Ephemeroptera; Baetidae. The transcript has 3 exons. The coding region runs from base 138 to 674 and encodes 178 amino acids.
UUAUUGACUGCGACCCACCUCCCUCUCGAAAUUCGCACCAGGUCACUUUGCAAAACCAGACGGCGGAAUCGCGCGGUAUAAAUAGCGGCCGGCGCGACCGAGCAAAUCACAUUCGAACAGCUCCACACAGAAGCAACAUGUUCAGCAAGGUCCUCGCCCUCGCCGCCUGCGUGGCCGCCGCCUCCGCCGGAGUCCUGCCCGCCGUCAGCACCUACGCUGCCGCCCCCGCCUACGGCUAUGCCGCCCCCAUUGCCCGUGCCUAUGCUGCCCCCGUCGUUGCCGCCCCCGCCAUCGCCAAGGUCGCCGUCCCCGCCGAAUACGACGCCAACCCUCACUACAGCUACUCUUAUGCCGUGUCCGACGCCCUGACCGGAGACAACAAGUCCCAGCAGGAGAGCCGCGACGGAGAUGUCGUCCAGGGCCAGUACUCCCUCAUCGAGGCCGACGGAACCCGCCGCAUCGUCGACUACACCGCCGACCCCAUCAACGGAUUCAACGCCGUCGUCCACAAGGAGGCCGCCGUCCAGAAGGCUGUUGUUGCCGCCCCCGCCUACGCUAAGGUCGCCGCUCCUCUGGCUUAUGCCGCCCCCAUCGCCAAGGUCGCCGCUCCCCUCGCCUACGCCGCCCCCGCUGCCUAUGCCGCCCCCGCCUACGGCCGUGCCAUCCUCGGUUAAGUCAACCAAAACCAACAAACCCUAUUUAUUUUUGUAAAUACUCGUCAAGAAUGCAAUAAUGUGGGAGACCACGUUCAAAAAGCUGAAAAUAAAAUGUUGAAUAUUUCACUGAA